Syngnathoides biaculeatus (alligator pipefish) is the source of this 1974-nucleotide messenger RNA. It is a transcript of the gene ccz1, whose product is annotated as CCZ1 homolog, vacuolar protein trafficking and biogenesis associated. Gene Ontology annotation, cellular component: Mon1-Ccz1 complex; intracellular membrane-bounded organelle. Bases 200 to 1642 code for a protein of 480 amino acids. Gene Ontology annotation, biological process: vesicle-mediated transport. The transcript is spliced from 17 exons. The record is from RefSeq and is a predicted model, not a curated record. Lineage: Eukaryota; Metazoa; Chordata; Actinopteri; Syngnathiformes; Syngnathidae.
GCCCGGACAGUUUUAGACGUGAACACCUUGCUGUCAAAACCAGGAAGUGGGCGAUAGUGUCACUCCUCUUUAACCGCAAAAUUUUCACCGAUGUAACAACAACGUGCACAAAAACUCGUUCAUUUAUGCUCUGUAAGGCAAACGGCAUGCCAGCAAAUCAUUUAUUCGCGCAAAGGAAAUCAAGACAAACGUGACACUGAUGCUGAUGAUUAGCCCCAGAAUGGCCUCAGGAGUCCAAGAGAAACAGUACACAGCAUCUCUGCUCAAUUUCUUUGUGUAUAAUCCCACGUUUGGACCACGGGAAGGAGAGGAAGAGAAGAAGAUUCUUUUUUACCACCCAAGUGAUGUGGAGAAGAAUGAGAAGAUCCGAAAUGUGGGCCUCUGUGAAGCUAUUGUCCAAUUUACCAGAACAUUCUGCCCGACAAAACCAGCAAAAUCCCUGCACACGCAGAAGAAUCGACAGUUUUUCUUUGAGCCUGAGGACAAUUUUUGGAUGGUCAUGGUGGUUCGGAACCCAAUGAUCAAAAAACCUAACAAAGAUGGAAAACCUCCGACGAUAGAGUAUCAGGAAGAGGAAAUACUUGACACAGUCUAUGGUGCAGUGGUAAAGCAGUGCUACACUAUGUAUAAGCUUUUCAAUGGUACCUUUGGGAGAGCCAUGGAGGCUGGCGGAGUGGAGCUACUAACUCAGAAGCUUGAAAAGUUCUUCUACCGGUAUCUGCAGACACUUCACCUGCAGUCCUGUGACCUGUUGGACGUAUUUGGAGGUAUCAGCUUCUUCCCGCUGGACAAGAUGACAUACCUGAAGAUCCAGUCGUUUGUCAACCGGGUGGAGGAGAGUCUCACCCUCAUCAAAUACACGGCCUUCCUUUAUAACGACCAGCUCAUCUGGAGCGGCCUGGAACAAGACGACAUGCGGAUCCUGUACAAGUACCUGACCACAUCGCUGUUCCCCAGGCACUCCGAGCCGGAGUUGGCUGGCAGGGACUCUCCUCUGAGGCCGGAAGUUGCGGGCAAUUUAUUGCACUACGGGAGGUUUUUGACAGGACCGCCCAAUCUUAAAGACCCCGAGGCCAAAUUCCGUUUCCCCAAAAUAUUUGUCGGCGCAGACGAGGGCCACGAGGAGCUGCAUCUGAUCGUGUAUAAGGCGAUGAGUGCUGCUGCCUGUUUUAUGGUCAACGCCUCCGUGGAGUUGACGAGGGAGUUCUGUGAGCAGUUGGACGGGCUGGUGGGUCCGCAGCUCACCUUGCUGGCGUCUGAUAUAUGCGAGCAGUUCACCAUCAACCGCAGGAUAUCGGGGCCGGAGAAGGAGCCCCAGUUUAAGUUUAUCUACUUUAACCACAUGAACCUGGCAGAGAAAAGCACCAUACACAUGAGGAAGACGGCCAGUGUCUGUCUCACCUCCGUCCAUCCUGACCUCAUGAAGAUUCUGGGGGACAUCAACUGUGACUUUGCCAGAGUUGACGAAGAUGAAGAGAUCAUAGUAAAAGCUAUGACGGACUACUGGGUUGUUGGCAAAAAGUCUGACCAGCGAGAACUGUACGUGAUCUUAAAUCAGAAGAACGCCAAUCUCAUUGAAGUCAAUGAGGAGGUUAAGAGGCUUUGUGCGACGCAAUUCAACAACAUUUUCUUCCUGGACUGAUGGAAUGGACGCAGAGACUUUUUGGCCACACUACAAACUGUCAGUGUUGCAGGGUAUCACGGCAGCAUCAGUGUAAUGCAAAAGUUGCAUUGUAAUAUUAAAAAAAAAAGAAGAAAAAAAAUUCUCAUCCUUUUUUUUUUGUAAUUUAACCUUAAAAAUGUCAUUUUGUCAGUAAGUGUAUAAAAGUACUUCAUCAUGUCACUGUCUUUGCACAUAACUUCUUUUUAGGAUUUCUGUUUUCUUGGGAUGUCUGUCUUAUCAUUGAACAAUUUCUGGUUCUCAAAAUGUUAUUUCAAGUUGCUAUGAUCACUGAUUUUUUUUUUUUUUUUUUU